Wasmannia auropunctata (little fire ant) is the source of this 613-nucleotide messenger RNA. RefSeq lists its product as uncharacterized. The annotation marks the transcript as partial. Lineage: Eukaryota; Metazoa; Arthropoda; Insecta; Hymenoptera; Formicidae. Gene Ontology annotation, biological process: detection of chemical stimulus involved in sensory perception of smell; sensory perception of smell. Gene Ontology annotation, molecular function: olfactory receptor activity; odorant binding. The transcript is spliced from 3 exons. Gene Ontology annotation, cellular component: plasma membrane. The record is from RefSeq and is a predicted model, not a curated record.
AAACAACCUCUACCACUAAAAGUCCAGUUUCUUGGAAUAGGCUUCAUAGGUACGACAGAAGUAUUUAUGUAUUCUUGGCCAGCAGAGCAUUUGAUUCAUAUGACUCAUGAAGUCGCACAAGCAGCAUUCUAUAUACUUGAAGACAAUCGUAUAAUGGAAAUGUGGAAAUGUCUGCAAAUUAUUAUAAUGAGAAGUCAAAAACCAGUAACGAUUUCAAUACCUAUCUUUCUGCCUGAAGUAUCUCUUAGUUACUUUUCAUCGUAUCUUUCAACUGUCCUUUCCUAUUUUACAACAUUGCGAGUAAUGAUGGAGGAAUAAUGGAAAUAAUUAAAUAUAAACACUAUAUUGCAAUUGAAAUACUCGUAUUAAACAAUUAAUGUUUGCACGAAAGGCUAUCAGCAACACCGUGUUGCACUGUUGCAGAAAUAUAACUACUACACUUCAGAAAGCUGUAUUAUUUAAUUGAAAAAUGGUAGUAAAUUGAAUUAGAAUUGUUAUUAUAAUAAUAUUAUUAAUAAAUAUUACUUCAAGAUUUGUAAGGAUGAUUAUUUACCGAUAUAUUUUCAAUUGUCACUAUUUGCUAUUAAUCUCUGAGAAUAACAAAAAUAAAAAG